Cylas formicarius (sweet potato weevil) is the source of this 6177-nucleotide messenger RNA. RefSeq names its product anaphase-promoting complex subunit 1 (gene shtd). Gene Ontology annotation, biological process: metaphase/anaphase transition of mitotic cell cycle; anaphase-promoting complex-dependent catabolic process; protein K11-linked ubiquitination. The coding region runs from base 150 to 6125 and encodes 1991 amino acids. Gene Ontology annotation, cellular component: anaphase-promoting complex. Lineage: Eukaryota; Metazoa; Arthropoda; Insecta; Coleoptera; Brentidae. The transcript has 19 exons. The record is from RefSeq and is a predicted model, not a curated record. Gene Ontology annotation, molecular function: molecular adaptor activity.
UUAACCUACAAUUUAUUUGGUAAACUAAACAAGCCGGAAUGUAGGUUUUGUUUUUUAGGUUCAAAAACCCGUUUUGACAGUGGCAUCCGAAAAGGUUAACUGGCGCACACGCGAUAUUCGUUGCAAAUCUGGAUGAUAAGGCGGAAAUCAUGAUUGCUGCCUCAGAUCCACAGGAAUUUAUUCCCCGUGGACGGCAGCAAGUGCAACGUCACCCCGGCCCGCUGGGGACGGCGUUCGGCGGCAAAAACUUGGACGAAUUAUUGCCCAAUGAACUGAAGAAAGUAUCCAUUAGCGAAGGAACCAAAAACGAAAGCUGGAUUUUACGUCGCGUCCUCGACGACGGCCUUAUAAACUCACAGAGCCUCGACGAAGUGCCGAAUAAUAAAAGUUGCAUGCAACAUGAAGUUAAUAAGACAGGGGCUACUCAAUACAGUGAGUUUUUCGAGGACUCUGCCAGUUUUAAGUUUGUUGAAGGCAGUGGUCAACCGAAGAUGGGUAAAAGAUUGUCAGACGCCAGCCCCAAGUUUCCAAACAAAAGAUUUUCUGGAGCAAGUGAUCUCAAAGCAACUUCUUCGAAGGCUAGUGUUGAUACUAAUAGAUCUCAUUGUAAUUUAAAUUUAGAAUCUAGUAAAUUUGAAACAAAAUUAAAGCCGGGCUACAUGGAAGAUGAACUUUACAUAAAUGGUUAUACCGCGGUAUGGUCUCGUGGUUUACUUGACGGCAGCAGUUUAUCUGAUAAUGGCAGAAGAGUUAUAGCCUGCUAUACCGUGCCGUUGCCGAUUCGGCAAGCGCUGUGGUGCACUUUUUACUGCGAGAGACCUGUGUUUGAUUUAAAUCUGCUCGAUUUACACGCGAACAUUGAUACACCUUCUGGUAACCCGGUUCCGGCUAUAUGCAUUGUCGAUUCUCAUAAUGUGAGAGUUUUCAUGGUGAAAGGCGAACAGUAUGUAAUCCCAGUGCCUUUUAAAAUAGAGAAAGUUUGGAACACCAAAUUUGGACUGUUUAUCGAGAAAAGUUCCGACACUCAUUUCGAAGAGAACUAUCAUAUCCAAUCGCCCGCCACUCUAUAUUCGCAAGCUUAUCCUCUGGACGACGUUUGUCCCGUCAUUAUAAGGCAAAAUUUAACCUCGAAACCGUUUAACAAUCCCUAUUUGAGGGUCGUUUAUACCCACGAGAAUCCGAGCAUCUGCAUAAUGUUCGACGCUAAUACUAAAGAGCACAGCGUGUACCGCAUCAGAAAGGUUAAGGCCGACGAACGAGAAUGCGGAGAAAACACCAGCCACUCUGUAGCUUUCAACACUCAUAAGCUGAAAAGUCGUCUCUCUAUGUGGGACAAUUUGGCCACUCCAAGUCCUAUCAGCGCUGGCUCCAGACCCCACAACAGCGCCGAGAAAAUUUGCUUCGCGCAAAAAUCGCGCUCAUACUCGGCCGCGGGACUUAGAUCUUCUUUUAGCCGCUGGCAUUCGUCGGCAAUAUCCGGAAGCCCGUGGGAGAUCCACUUGCCAAAAAAGGAGACGCUGGGAAGGAAUUUUUUGCCCGAGAACGAAUGUUCGUCGAAAUCAUUCUUUCAUUGCUCCAAAGCCAUGUCCCAUUUGCAUUCCAGCCCUAAUAUUUGUCUUGAGCACGUGUGGACGGACACCUUUUCAGCUCAAGACACUUUGACGGGCGGGCCGGCUUCGAAGGUGUUCUUAACGAAAGAUAUCGUGGGGCAGUCUUAUCUGUGCUACGUGUUGCCGUCUAGGUUUAAAUUAUCCAUAGUUAAAAUCGACUAUACGGGUCCUAAUAUCAAUUUCGGGGUGUCGACUAGCAUAAGCGCCAAAGACGCCGCGUCGAUAUCUCAUCUCAGAAUGAUGGCCAUUUUGGAGCACAGCGGUAACAUCACGUUGUAUUCGGGACUCACUCCCGUGGGUAAGCUUCACAUCGGCGGCACUCUAACGCAACACACCCCAUCGCCAUACAUGCGAAUGAUUCAUUCGCCAUUUCCGAGAAGGAGCAGUCUGCUGCCUCAGUACGCGCAGUCCGAACCACAGUUCGACGAGCAUUUAUUGUCACCCGUGCUUCCCACGCCUAAUCAGCAAAGAAUCGCCAGGCAUUACGCGUUUCAAGACAGGUUUGAUAAGAAAUCCGUGUUGGUCGGGAUAACGGACGCCAUAGAAAACCGCCUGACCUUGAAGUACUCGGACGGGAAGUUUUACCGGAUCACUUUACCCCUGUUGGCAUCGUCUGGUUUGGUAGAAAAGUGUCUGAACGCUCUGAAUCAGUGCUUGCCGAGAGACUCCGCCCUGUCGGUGUCUUGCCGGUGGUACGCUUCGAGGAACGUCAUCGGAUCGGACGAUAUCAGCACCCGUCAGGAGUGGGAUUCGUUCGUCAAUUUACUGUUUGAGUUUUUAGGUUACGAGGACGAGCAAGCUUCGGAGAGGCCCGAGACGCCGGGAGGAGCGGUCAAAAGGCAAAAGACAUCUCCGGCGGCUACGGACGAAGAUUGGACUCACAUUUUGCGAUCGAAUCACAGUAAAAUAGCCGACGAUCUGUCGCAGCAACUCAACAUCGCCCUCGCCAACUCGAACGAUAUUGUUCCCGACACGUCCGUCAUUAAUAUUAACCCGAAAUCCAUGUUGUUCCCACAUAUUCGUAUCAUUCACUUCGUGUUCCAUUUGCUCUACGAAGAUUUUAAACUCGAUAUAUCCCAGUCGGACAAUUUGAAGCCGCUGGCCAUAUUGCUUUCCAAGUUGUCCAACGAUUUAGGCCUUCAUCACUACUCGAUUCACUAUUGGAAAGAUUUUCCGAAAGAUUUAUCGGUCGGCGGCUCGACAAUAGACGAGGAUCUCUUCAAGUCGAUUAAUAAUUGGCAGAAACUGAGCGAGAGGCCGGUAGACGUCAUGCAACAUAUCCACUAUUUGGUUCGGAUACGUCACGUGCCUCCUUAUCCUUGCUUUAAAGAGGUCAACAAUCGAUCCAAAGAUAUCGUUCAGUUGUGCGGGAUACUGUCCGAGAUCAACCGGAACAGACCGUCCAACGUAGGCCUCGGCAGUUUCAUCAAAGAGGUAAACGAGUCUGUGAGUCACGCGAGCUCGCAACACAAAAGCGUUCACGCCGAAGCUACCACCGUCGAGCAGGUCGUUUUGAUGAUGGUCGAAAUGAAACUGGACACCAAAUACAUCGAGACUCUACCGGCGGGCGUCGCAUUUUUAAUUUACAACGCCCUGUGGAAAUGCAGGGAGCGGCCUCCGUCCGAUUGGCCGGUCGAAGCUUAUCGACUGGUCGGACGAGACGAUUUGGUAGCGCACGCGCAGAAAGUCGAGAUGGAAAAGGACAAAUUGUUCCAAGAGAAGAUGAACAUAUGCUUCCAAUUACAAGAGACGAUGCCCAAUACGAAACAGGAGAUCGCGGAUAUCGACGGGAUGGAAGAUAUCGACUCUAGUCUGACGCGGAUGCGAUUCAGCGACGACGUGAGAGUAAUGGAGGCACGGAAAAUGCUAGCCAGUUCCAAACCGGUGACUAUCAACCUGACGCAAAGACCCGACGUGUCGGAUCACGAUUUUAUCGAGGAACAGGAGAAACACCUUUACGGUAUUUGCAUCAGGACGAUGGCAUUGCCGGUGGGCAGGGGCAUGAUCACGCUGAGGACGGCCACGCCCGUCAUAACCGAGCCUCUGUCCGCACCGGUCUUGUGUCUAACUGGCAAAGCGCCCCCUAUGGGCGUUACCGUAGAGCUCAACCAUAUAGAUACGCCUGCCGACAUGAACCUGUGGCCGUUAUUCCAUAACGGGGUGGCGAACGGUUUGAGAAUUACGCCGGACGCCCAAAACAUCGACAGCACCUGGAUCGUUUUUAAUAAACCCAAAGGUGGUGCGGAACCUCUCAUGGAACACGCGGGGUUCUUGAUGGCUCUAGGCCUCAACGGGCACCUGAAAAACUUGGAAGUACUCAGCACUUUCGACUACUUCGGAAAACUAACGGAAAUGACUAGGCUGGGGAUUCUGUUGGGACUAACCGCUGCUUUUAGAGGCAGCUGCAGCCAAUUUCUGACCAAGAUACUCUCCAUACACGUGGAAGGUCUGCAGCCGCCCACUUCUAUGGAGGUGGACGUGUCGCAAAACUUACAGGUUACGGGCCUGCUGGGAAUAGGGUUGCUUUAUCAGGGUAGCGCCCAUCGGCACAUAACCGAGGUACUUUUAUCCGAAAUCGGAAGACCGCCGGGUCCGGAAAUGGAGAACAGCGUCGACAGAGAGUCUUAUUCGUUAGCGGCAGGGCUGGCGCUCGGGUUGGUAAUGUUAAAGUACGGCGACCAGCCGGCAGGCAUGUCCGACUUAAACGUUCCGGAUACGUUGCAUUAUUUCAUGGUUGGUGGCGUAAAACGACCUUUGACGGGCUCUCAAAAAGAUAAGUAUAAGACGCCGUCUUUCCAAAUCCGAGAGGGUUCUUCCGUCAAUUUGGACGUCACCGCCCCCGGGGCCACUCUGGCGCUCGGCAUGAUGUACAUGGGCACGUGCAACAAGGCGGUGGCCGAUUGGCUGGCCCCGCCCGACACCCAGUACCUAUUGGACUUUAUUAGACCGGAUUUUCUCAUGCUUAGGGUGUUGUCCAGGUGUUUGAUCAUGUGGAAUGACGUCGAGGCCUCGAAGGAGUGGGUGGAGAGCCAAGUACCGUCGACAAUACUGCCUCACUGCAUGGUCACGCCCUCUGAAACGUCGAACGUAGACUACGAGGCUAUGAAUCAGGCCUACUGUAAUAUAGUGGCGGGGGCGUGUUUCGCCUUGGGGUUGAAAUACGCGGGUUCGGCAGAUCCUGACGCGUUCAAAACCCUACUAUUCUUCAGCCACAUGUUCACGUCGCUGACCGGCAAGUCGAUAGCGGAACUUGCAGGCAAAGCCACCAUAGAGACUUGCCUAAACGUUCUGCUGUUGUCCGCGUCCCUCGUAAUGGCCGGCACUGGCAAUUUGGAAGUGAUGCGUCUUGUGAGACACCUGCGCAGGCGCGUGGGCGUCGCCAACAGCGCCAUAGUCACCUACGGUUCGCACCUGGCCAUCCACAUGGCUUUGGGGAUGCUAUUCCUCGGCGGGGGGCGGUACACUCUCUCCAAUUCGCCUCAGAGUGUCGCCGUGUUGAUAUGCGCCCUCUAUCCGAAGUUUCCCACCCACAGCAACGACAACCGGUACCACCUGCAGGCUUUCCGUCACCUUUACGUGUUGGCGGUCGAGCCGAGGCUGGUGAUACCGAGAGACGUCGAUUCGGGCGACAUCUGUUACGUAAAUUUGCGGGUGAUAAAGUGCGACGGUAGUGAGGCGACGGUAAAGGCACCCGGACUCAUACCCGACGUCGACACCCUCGUCAAGGUGAUGGUCGACGACGAGCGUUACUGGCGGGUGGUGUUCGAGAGGGGAAGGAACUGGGAUCUCUUGGUUAAAAUCUUGUCGACGACGGAUUAUAUCGAGGUGAAGCAGAGGGCGGGCUGUUUGAGCUACGUGGCGGAUAAACUGGGCUACCACAGCGAACUCGCGCGUACCCUUACACAUUCGGCGUUGGUGCCCUGGGACCCGUCUGCCUCGUCGAUCGUGUCGUUUUCGUCGGACUAUGUGGUGAAAAACUUUUGUGACGCCAUAUUGGCGUCGGACCCGAAGAGGUGCGGCAAAUCGGAAGAACGACUAGCCCAGACGCUCACCAGGGUGACCUACGAGGCCGUCGUCAAAGACAAACUGAUGAUCGUUCCCAUUUUUGGCAAUCUGGUUAAGACAGUAAAAGAUUUCGAACGGGACCCGAAUCCCAUGGGGUUGCGGCAACUGAAGAUCAUCUUGGACGAGGUUCUACGGAAGGGGAACCGGUCGAGUUUGUUGUCGAAGGAAACGGUGCUGUCGCUGAAGCAACAGGUGGUGAGGGUGUUGGACGGCUGGGAGGACUCGUUGAAGGACAAGCUGACGGGGUUCGUUAGCAGAGGAAAUUUCGCUAGCGAUAAUCCUUCGGCGUUGGCCGCUUACGUCGUAUUUUACGAUAUACCAUACGACAUGCGGGUGGAUCGGGAAGACCAGUUGGACGUUUUGCUGCGCCUGAGGGAGGAUUACGUUUUGGGUGAAACGAUAGCCAAAAUUUUGAAGGUUUUUCGAGCCGGAAGCGCGACAAAACCCUAGUUCCCGUGAAGAUAGUCUUAGGUUUAAUGUAUCCUAGGCAGUUUUGUAAAUA